Molecule: messenger RNA, 662 nt
Organism: Meloidogyne enterolobii
Lineage: Eukaryota; Metazoa; Nematoda; Chromadorea; Rhabditida; Meloidogynidae
Source: the annotation of a GenBank genome assembly
UUUGUUUUGAACAUGUUUUUAACUUGUUUUUGUGUGUUUUUGUUUUUAUUAUUUUAACUAAUGUUUUCCUAGAUGUUUUGAUCAUGUUUUAUGUUUUGACUCAUUAUGUCUGUUUAAAGGUUUAUGUUGUUUCAAUGUUUUAUGAUGUUUUUUGUGUUAGUAAAACAUACUUAGAUGUUUUGUUGAUUUGUAUUAUUCUUCCGAGAAAACAUGUUCGUAACUCUUUCCGUAAAAAGAACAAAACAUGUUAAUAGGUAAAUAUGACAAGUUUGGCUAUGUUGGUUUAAUAUGUUUUACUUUAUGUUUUAUUAGAUGUUUUGCCGGAUGUUUUUACUGGAUGUUUUUCUAGAUGUUUUUAUCUUUUGUUUUUCAGAUUUUCCAUGUUUUUCUAAUUAUUAUUUUAUUUUGUUCUUAAAGUUUUAUUUUCACAACUAAAUUUACUAAAAUUUAUUUUUAUUAUUUUACCCAAAAAUUCUUUUCCUUUGUUUUUUUUCUAAUUUCAUUUUCACAACAUAAUCGCGCACACCCGCUAUAUUAUUUUAUUAUUGGUGCUACUUUAACCAACUUUUAACUGAAACUAAAAAGAAAUUUUUUUACUAAAUUUUCUACCACAAUCAAUUUGUGCACAAACAACUUUCUCUUCUCUCCCUUUUCUCUCAUUC